AUGAUCUUGUUAAAAUUUAUUUUUCCUUUUAUAUUGCUUUCGCUAAUAUCAAGAACUGUUUAUGCCCAUGAACAUCAUAAACUUUUGGAUAAUGUUGGUGCAACAGACACACCCAUUGACGGAAUUCUAUGGACUCAUAUAACUUUUAUGUCUUUAGCGUUUGGGAUAAUAUUUCCAACAGGUAUGGUCUUGGGUUUUAGUAGGUCUAAGUGGCAUAUCCCACUUCAAAUCCUAGGUUCAAUAUUAUCAUUGAUCGGUUAUUUCCUUGGUCACGCUCAUGGUGGAAGGCAAUUUAGUGGGGAUAAUGUUCAUGGAUCUUUUGCUUCGACUGUUGUCUUAACUUUAACCAGCCAAGUUUCUUUGGGUAUAUAUCUUAAAUUACACUUCGAAACUGGUUUGAAUAAAUGGUUAAGACCACUUUCCGUAAAAAUUCAUAAAUUCAUUGGAAUAAGUAUGCCUAUUAUUGGUUACAUGCAAAUGUUAUUCGGUGUUAUAACCGCAACUGGAUGGUGUCGAGAUGAUCAUUUGGGUCAAUGUCUUGCUCAUUUUAUUAUGGGGUCAUCAUUUAUUGCUUAUGGAAUUACAACCAUAUUAUUAUUGAGAAUUGGAAGUGAAUGGCUUCGAAGUAAGGGAAAAUCACAAGAUUAUUUUGACAGUUUGAUCAUCAUGGCAUGGGGAUUCAUGAACACUUGGACAGAACAUAGAUGGAACGAACCAUGGACUCAUAAGGAUUAUCAGCACACAGCACUUGGAAUAAUGUGGUGGGCUGGUGGUUUGGUUGGAUUUUAUCUUUCAAGAAAUGGAAAGAGAAAUGUCUUUCCAGGACUCGUUAUUUUAUUUACUGGUUUCGUCAUGAGCACUCAUGCUCAGAUGUUGGAAGUAUCAACCUUAGUUCAUUCAGUUUUCGGUUAUGCAUUAAUGGGUGCAGGUUUAAUAAGGAUUAUUGAAGUAUGCUUCUUUACAAAAAAUGAUGAAUCAAUUAAAAUUAUUCAACAAUUGCCUCCAUUCGUAAGAAAAAAUAAUGGUGAACCAAAAUAUGAUAAAUUAUCUAAUCAUCCAAUUCCACUUGAUACGCAAAAUGGACGUACUAAUCAUGAUUCCUUCACUUCACCUAAUAAUUAUGAAUUUAAUUCUCUUUUGGUUGUACAUGAUCAAUCUGAAGAUGAUGAUGAAAAAUAA
Molecule: messenger RNA, 1179 nt
Organism: Funneliformis caledonium
Lineage: Eukaryota; Fungi; Glomeromycota; Glomeromycetes; Glomerales; Glomeraceae
Source: the annotation of a GenBank genome assembly